Molecule: messenger RNA, 2365 nt
Organism: Fundulus heteroclitus (mummichog)
Lineage: Eukaryota; Metazoa; Chordata; Actinopteri; Cyprinodontiformes; Fundulidae
Gene: ctdspla
Product: CTD (carboxy-terminal domain, RNA polymerase II, polypeptide A) small phosphatase-like a
Exons: 8
Coding region: 597-1418 (273 amino acids)
Molecular function (GO): RNA polymerase II CTD heptapeptide repeat phosphatase activity
Source: RefSeq, a predicted model, not a curated record
ACAGCCACGCUGGAGGCGCGUUGUUGUGGCGCGCCUGCAAGCCAGCGGCAGGCAGGGGGACGGUCGCCAUCUCUGGAUAAACACUGUAACCAAAUCACGCAGCUGAUAUUGUAGCGCAUGGACCGAAGCCGGAGCGUACAGUAGCAGCUAGAGCCGCGGCAGAAGGCGGGGGCUGUAGCUGCCUGCAGCAGCAGCAGCAGCAGCAGCAGCGACCACAGAGGACACAUACGGCGGCUUCAGAGCAGGACUGACGCUUUUGUUUGUGUCCUGCACGUCGGAGCUGUCACCUCACGUCUGAAAAACGAUCCCCCGGUGCGCUUUCUUCUCCCCGACGUGUUUUUUUUCUCCUUCUUCCCCCUUCCGGUUUUUUUUUUUUUUUUUUUUUUUUUUUUUUUUUUUUUUUUUUUUUUUUUUGAGCGGAUGGGACUCGCACGGUUCCAGUGAAAUGGGAUUUUAAUGGUGUGCGUAGCCGCAGCAGCAGCAGCAGCAGCAGCAGCCUGCGCACGGCCGGGGGACUGUAGCUGUAGCAGCGCGCCGGGUGAUGAUCGCCGAGGAAUAAAAGCGCUGCAGCCGAAGGUGCGCAACAUCUCGUUUCCAUGGACAACACGUCCAUAAUAACACAGGUUGCAAAUCCCAAAGAGGAGGAGAGCAUCUCGUCGAGCCAAGACAAAGUCUCGCAGUCCAACAGCAGCCUAAAGAAGCACCGGAGCAGGAGCAUUUUUAGCCCUUUCUUCUGCUGCUUCCGCAACUACAAUGACUACCAUGUGGAGCCACCGCCCGCCAACAACAAGACACUUUCUCUGCCCCCUCCUCCAGAGGAGAACGGCAGUCCUCCGAAGUACGACGAAGUCCAGCCUCCAGCCAAGUUCCUCCUGCCUGAGGUCAGUAUAGCUGACUAUGGUAAAAACUGUGUGGUGAUCGACCUGGAUGAAACCCUUGUACACAGCUCCUUUAAGCCCAUCAGCAAUGCAGACUUUAUCGUCCCAGUGGAGAUUGACGGCACUGUUCAUCAGGUGUACGUGUUGAAGAGACCCCAUGUGGAUGAGUUCCUCCAGAAGAUGGGAGAGUUGUUUGAAUGUGUCCUCUUCACAGCCAGUUUGGCCAAGUACGCCGACCCCGUGGCAGACCUGCUGGACAAGUGGGGGGUGUUCCGCGCUCGGCUCUUCAGGGAAUCUUGUGUUUUCCACAGAGGAAACUAUGUCAAAGACCUCAGCCGGCUGGGCCGAGAGCUCCAAAAAGUCAUCAUUGUAGACAACUCGCCUGCCUCGUACAUCUUCCACCCUGAGAAUGCAGUGCCAGUGCAGUCCUGGUUUGACGACAUGACGGACACAGAGCUGCUGGAUCUGAUUCCUCUGUUUGAGGGUCUCAGUAAAGAGGAGGACGUUUACAGCCCCUUACAGACUUUGAGGAACAGGUAGCAGAAAAGACAGCGCUCCAUCAGAUAGAGGCCUCCCCCCCGUCUCCUGCGGCCCGGCUCCCGUUCUCCAGGCAGCAGGGUGGCCAGACUGAGCAUCCAUGGCGAACUGGGUUUAAUCUGGAGAGAAUGACGCUGCGGGUCCUUGCCAUCUGUUGUCUCCUGGACUCUUUCUACAGGACUCUUACUAUCAAAAGAUUAUAUUACUGUAUGUACAUAGUAAGUGUUUCUAAGAGUAAGAUACACAGAAAAUAAUUUUUCUAUCAGAGAGAGGCAGUUUUACUCUUCUAUCAAGUAAUAUUUUAGUUACUAAAAACAAUCAAAUUCACAUAUUUUGGGUUUUUUUCUUUCAAAACUGUGCAAGUUUUAUUGUUUUUAUGUUGAUUUUUUUUUUUUUUGUUUGUUUGUUUCAAGAACUGUGAUUUACCUUCUCUUACAGGAUGAAGUGCCUUCAUUACUGUGCUGAUCUUGGUCCAUGUCGGGUAAUUGGGGGGGGGGGGGGGGGGGUCCGGAGAAGCAUUGUUAUCUGUAAAUCUCAAAACAGAUGUUGGAAACAAGUCUUUGUAAAAUGAUAAAGUCUGACAUUUACAAAGCUAGCCCUGGAAGAAUUUAAGGUGUUUUAUUUAAGUAGCAUUAAAUUCUUAAAUUCACCAAAGAUGUUUACAGUUCAAUGUGGUCUGUGGCUGGAUUACAAUAUUUCUCCACUAACGGUAAAUUUCUGACCCCUGACAAAAGAUAACAAUCCAUGUUUGUGAUCGCCGUCCACCGAUAAAUGUUACAUUUCUGAUUAAACUUAGAAAUGUAAAAAAAAAAGUUAGCUUAGGUUAUAUUGGAUUAUAUUUAUUGAGGCUAGGAGUCUUGGGUGAGUUGUAAAGAGAUGCUGUUAAAAUUGUACUGUACAACAUGAUUAAAGUUGCAAGUUCGCACCGUCGGCUUGUUAUCACAGUUUAA